This is a messenger RNA of Trifolium pratense (red clover), 1065 nucleotides long. Its product is annotated as glutathione S-transferase F9-like. The record is from RefSeq and is a predicted model, not a curated record. The transcript is spliced from 3 exons. Gene Ontology annotation, molecular function: glutathione binding; glutathione transferase activity. Gene Ontology annotation, cellular component: cytoplasm. Lineage: Eukaryota; Viridiplantae; Streptophyta; Magnoliopsida; Fabales; Fabaceae. Bases 111 to 761 code for a protein of 216 amino acids.
AAGAAUCAAGUGAACUAACCAAGAGUUUCAACUUUCAAUAAUAUAUCCUCCUUCUCUCUUGUUGAAACAUUUCUUCUUCUUCUUCUUCUUUUUUUUUUUCAAAAGAAACCAUGGUAGUGAAGGUGUACGGUCCUCACUGUGCCUCAACCAAAAGAGUGUUGGUUUGUCUUGUUGAGAAGGAAAUAGAAUUUGAGGUUGUCCCUAUUAAUUUCUUGGAAGGGGAACAGAAGAAUCCUGAGUACCUCAAAUUACAGCCUUUUGGAACUGUUCCUGUAAUUCAAGAUGGAGACUAUGCCCUUUAUGAAUCUCGUGCAAUAAUGAGAUAUUAUGCUGAAAAAUAUAGAUCUCAAGGGAUUGAAUUACUUGGAAAGACAAUAGAAGAAAAAGGUCUAGUGGAACAAUGGCUAGAAGUUGAAGCACAAAACUUUAACCCAUCAGCAUACAACUUGGCCCUUCAUGUAUUAUUUCCUUCACUACUAGCUGAUAACACUCCAAAUCCUAAGGUAAUUGAAGAGAGUGAAGCAAAACUUGUGAAGGUUUUGAACAUUUAUGAAGAGAGACUAUCAAAGAGCAAGUAUUUGGCUGGUGAUUUCUUUAGUCUUGCUGAUAUAAGUCAUCUUCCAUUUACUGAUUAUAUUGUUAACCAAAUGGGGAAAGAGUAUUUGAUUAAGGAUAAGAAACAUGUUAGUGCUUGGUGGGAUGAUAUAAGUAGUAGACCAUCAUGGAAAAAAGUGCUCGAGUUAUAUAGUCCUCCGAUUUAACUUAAGUGCAUGUUUAGAUUGACAGUAAGAUUGUGAAAACUCAGUGUCUACUAUGAAUACACUUGCUUGCUGAAAGAAUGUCAGGAAAAAUGCAUUUAGAAUUAUUAAUAUCAUGUUGAUAAAGAAUAAAUGUGGUUCUAAUAAAGUUUCAAAGGGAAGUGAGGGAUUUAGGAACAUAGUGGAUUAUUGUCCACCAUUUGUUCAUUUCCUUUCUUUUUUAGUUUAGUUAUAUUGUAUUUGGGUGUGCUUAUGUUGUCUUUUGUACUUUGAUGAAUCAAUAAAAAUAUAUAUCUUUGGAACAUUA